Messenger RNA from Diatraea saccharalis (sugarcane borer), 2329 nucleotides. The record is from the annotation of a GenBank genome assembly. NCBI's taxonomy places the organism in Eukaryota, Metazoa, Arthropoda, Insecta, Lepidoptera, Crambidae.
GAAUAGGCUUUGGUGAUGCAUACCUACAUUUUUUUUAAAAGCAGUCUUAUUAUUACAGAACGAUAUACUCUGUUAUUAUUCAGAACUGAAUUCCUAAAGAAUUCAAUAACUACGUUACGUUGCUGAAAGAAACCGCUACUUAACUAAAAUGUUUUACCGCGUACUUCAGAGAACUUUAAUUCCAACCUUUAGAUCGAUAAACGAUGCAACAGCAGUUACAACAACAAAAUAUGUCAAUUCAUCAAGAAAUGUGCCAUAUAACAUAAGCUGUCAUAUUCAAUACCGGCUGUUUUCUAUGAAACCUAAUCCUGAAGAGAUGAUAGUGAGUUUUGAAGAAGUUAAAAAUGCUACUUCAAACAAUAACGUAUUAAUAGUAGAUGUAAGAGAGCCAGAUGAAAUUAAAGAACAUGGAAAAAUUCCAAAUAGUAUCAACAUACCAUUGGGUGAUGUUACUAAAGUACUGAGUACUAUGUCAGAAGAGGAUUUUAGAAAAAUAUACAAUAGAUCAAAACCAUCAGAAGAUAGCCCCAUUAUUUUCUAUUGUAUGAUUGGUAAAAGGUCUGGCAUGGCUCAGCAAAAUAGUUUGAACCUGGGAUAUAAGAAUGUCAAAAAUUACCUUGGUAGCUGGACAGAAUGGGCUUCGAAGAUGCAGUCAUAAAUAGCAAAAGGAUUUUUUAAAUCAUCAUCAUCAUCUAGUCAAAUACAGGGGAAAGUGCAUUCAUCAAAGAAAAUUCUUGUUAAUUUCAUAGUAAUGUCACAUACUACCUUUUGUAGGCAUUUUUGUCUUAUAGCAGAAUAGCAAACCAAAGAAACAAAUGAAUUUUAAAUUUUGAAACUAAAAUGAAUCUUAAAUCAGUUCUUUCCAUAUUAUCAAAUUGCAUUCAGUUCAGUCACAAAUUUUCAGAGAAAUUAAAUAGAUGUUUUGUUGUUAAUAUUUGAAAUAUUAACAAAUAUAUAAAAGGUUUCUAAGUAAAACAUUUCAAGAACCUAUAUUAAUUUAUUAUGCAUUAACAAUGGACCAUACAUCACAGUUAAUAUUGUACAGAUAAUUCACUUUUGUUUACUUGACCAGUCAUUCCAACUGCCAAGAUAGGUUUUAGAUCUGUAAAAGAAAAAAUUAUAGUAUUCAUAAAGUAAAACUAAUUCAAUAAUUAACAUAUAUUUUAUUAUUUCAAACUAAAACUGAGCUGCUUCAACUGUAAUUUAUAAGAAAUUGAUCUACAGAUUUCUAAAAUGUUUUCUCAAAACCUAUUCCAGCAAAUAUAUGUUAAAUACAAAUUAAUUCUAAAUAACCACUACUUACUUUGAAUAACCAAGUUUUAAAGCUUUAUCUAAAGCUUCUGAUGAACGGCGACCAGAUUGACAAUAAAAUAUAAGUUCAUCUGAUGCAGAUGGCUUUGUUCUCUGAAAGUGUUUCUUGAAUUCAUCAUCAGACAUAGAUGUUAAUGCAUCUUGCAUGGCAUUCACUGGAAUUAUAGUAAAGCAUUUACAGGCUACAAUAUAUUGGAAACAUGACCAGUUUUGAAAUUAAAAUUUAAUAUAACCAGCAAACUAUAAAGAUACCUUCAACGUAAUAAAAUAUAUGUUGCAAUGGAGAUAUAAUUUAGUUUUCAAAUUAACCAUUCAAUCAGUUAACAACUCAAGAAGUUUGGAAUAAUUAUUGGGUUAAUAAUCUUUCAGUGCAGCAGUUAUUUAGUAGAUUAAAACAAAAGAAAAAAGGAUUAAAAAAUGAAUUACGUGGAAUAUUAAUGCUCGAGGGUAUCUUCCCGGUUGCGCUCACUUCAUCAGGAUUGCGGACAUCAAUGAUAACUUUUUCAGGCUGAUGAAUAACUUUAAGCAUAUCUUCAUAGCUAACUACUCUUUGUGGAUCCACCAUUUUAUCACUAUUAUAUUUAUUUACUGAUAUGUUCCUUGUAAAUGAAGAAAAUAACUGGCCUAGAAAAAUCAUUAAUGUCAAAGUCAUAAAACUAUUUAGUAAAACUGUGAAGAAAAAACAUUAUGAUUGAUUUGUGCAAAGAGCUUGCAAUCAUUAAUGAAGUAAAGGUAAAGGCAAAUACAUAAAACUGUAAUUUAUCUAUCUUGACUCGACCUUGGAAUAAUAAUUACCUUUUUUAAACGUGCUGUUAUUAAAAGCGAUAUUUUUAUUUUUUGAUGUAUAUGAUAAAUUUUUAAUGAGGUUUUCCACAGCGUGUAAUCUCACUGCACUCAAUCUAACAGUAUUUCGAGAAAUUAGGAAGGUAAACAUUUAAAUUAAGUCUGAAAAACCCUUGCACAACAAAGAAAAGGCAGGCAAGCGCGCAGUACCGACCGGCAGCAGCAACCACAAAUC